Myxocyprinus asiaticus (Chinese sucker) is the source of this 1676-nucleotide messenger RNA. Its product is annotated as cell death activator CIDE-B-like. Gene Ontology annotation, biological process: regulation of apoptotic process; apoptotic process. The record is from RefSeq and is a predicted model, not a curated record. The transcript has 5 exons. NCBI's taxonomy places the organism in Eukaryota, Metazoa, Chordata, Actinopteri, Cypriniformes, Catostomidae. Bases 119 to 760 code for a protein of 213 amino acids.
UUAGAUAAUAAUAUCCUACAACAGCUGCCAUUCAGUUUACUCCAGACAGUCAUUCUGAUACAGAAGGGACUGUAAACAACUGAAACAGAGACAGAAGACCUAGAUUACAUAGCAUACCAUGAUGGAAACAACAUCCUCUUUGUUAAAGUCAGUGUCUUGGCGGGUGUGGUCACCCCCUCAACGUCCAUUCAGAGUGUGCUCCUGGAACAGAGAGGUCAAAAAAGGAGUCACUGCAGGAACAAUAGAGGAGCUUAAAGAGAAGGCAGCCCAAGCUCUCUUGAUAUCUACUGUGCUGACUUUGGUGUGUGAGGAGGAUGGGACAGAGGUAGACUCAGAUGAGUUUCUAAUGGCCCUGCUAGACAACACGGUUUUCAUGGGGCUGAAACCUGGAGAGAACUGGAGACCUCAUCAUUUAAAUCAAAGGAGUGGUCAUAAUAAACCAGGUGACCACAAGCCAAGAACAGGAAGAGACAUUGCUCAGGUCACUUUUGAUCUUUACCGGAACAGCCCCAAAGAUGUAUUCGGCUCACUGAAUUUGAAAGCCACAUUCCAAGGGCUCUACUCUGUCAGCGCUGAUUUUCAAUGUCUCGGACCCAAGAAAGUCCUGAGGGAGGCCCUCAGGGUCAUGUCCACUCUCCUCCAAGCUGCUGGACACAUGUUGAUUGCAUCUGCUAAUGUGAUUUGUCGUAUUGUCCAGGGGGCAGAUUUUCUUGAAGCUCAGCAUGGAAAACCUAUCAGUCACACUGCAUACUUGAAAUAACCUGAGAUGUCAUUUCAAAGGACAUGAAUUUGAGAUCACAUCGAUUGUAACUGAGGGAGAGAUGUUGAUCGGAGACUUUUGGGAUGUUUCCAAGACAGAUUUAUACUUGUGGUGUUCCAUUUGUAGUCUCUUAGUCUGUGGCGAAUUGCCAUUUGCUCUAGGAAAAUGCUUAUAUUUCUAAAACAACUGUAGCCAUUCAAGAAAGCCCUAAGUGACAAUACACUUACAAUUAUAACUACUGUAAAUUAUAAGGGUUUUGUUCAGGACUCCAACAGUUACCACAAACUGAUUCUGUGUAUUUGACUAAGUGUUAAUUUCACCUUUAGCAUUCUAUAUGUUUACAUAUGUUAUUUACUACUGUAUGGUAAUGUAAAUAGAUAAAUACAUGUUCAUAAUUGUGAAACGUUAUAGAACAAACACUUUAAAUUGCAUAUAAAUAUUUUUUUAAGAUCAAUUUAUUAAGUAAAACCAAAUUGGUACAAAAAGCUUUAGCACAAAAAGGACAGUCUCUCUAUUUAGCUCACUCAAUGCAUAGACUAAUAAACUUAUUUGAUACUACACGAUUUUAAUAAAAAAAAAAAAAGAAAGAAAAAAAAAGAUUGAGUAUUAUGACUGGAAUAAAAUCAAGCACAUAAAUUAGUAUUUUUAUGUUAGAACAUGAUUUCCAUUAAAGAGUUAUUUUAGAAACAAAGCUGUGUAGAGCACUGUGGAUUUAAAAGAUUGCAGUUAUGCUUAUAACCUUACAAACAACUGACCUUUGUAAAAGCAAACAUCUACAUAUCCAAGCUCGAAGUGCAACCUAAACAUUAAAAUGGCAACACACAUGCACUCACUCUGUUGAGUCACACUGAGGACCACGAUGAAUAUAACUCUGAUAAAACAAGCUACAAAAUAAAAUACAUUUUACAGUAAAUCA